AUGUCUGUUGCCAUCCCUCCCGGCGGUACCUACUUCGACACGCUCAAGAAGAGCUUCGUCGACGUGCCUGUUGCGGCGGAUAAUAAGAUCUCAACAACGGAGUUUUUGGAGGCUGCGGAGAGCUUGCUUACGCUGUUCGAUGUUCUCGGCUCGGCCGCCUUCAAGCCUGUGAAGAAUGACAUGAGCGGUAAUAUCAAGAAAAUCCGUGACCGCCAACUCGCCGCUCCAACCCUUUCAGAAACCCUCCAGGACCUCGUCAUUAACGAGCUCAAGGAGAAGAAGCACGUCGCCACGGAAGGUCUCUUGUGGCUGACCCGUGGCCUCGACUUCACCGCCCAAGCCCUCCGCCACAACACCGCCAACCCCACCAAGGAGCUCUCCGACUCCUUCCGCGACGCCUACGGCAACACGCUCAAGCCGCACCACUCCUUCGUCAUCAAGCCCAUCUUCAGUGCCGCGAUGAGCGCCACGCCAUACCGCAAGGACUUUUACUCCAAGCUUGGGGAUGACGAGAGCAAGGUUCAGCCAGCGCUCGAGUCCUGGUUGACGGCGCUGGAGAAGAACGUGAGUAUUCUCCGGGACUUCACUACGAGCAAGGAGGCGAAAUGGUAG
This is a messenger RNA of Didymosphaeria variabile, 612 nucleotides long. RefSeq lists its product as uncharacterized. The record is from RefSeq and is a predicted model, not a curated record. Gene Ontology annotation, molecular function: ceramide 1-phosphate transfer activity; ceramide 1-phosphate binding. Gene Ontology annotation, biological process: intermembrane lipid transfer; ceramide transport. NCBI's taxonomy places the organism in Eukaryota, Fungi, Ascomycota, Dothideomycetes, Pleosporales, Didymosphaeriaceae. The coding region runs from base 1 to 612 and encodes 203 amino acids. Gene Ontology annotation, cellular component: membrane; cytoplasm; cytosol. The transcript has 4 exons.